Molecule: messenger RNA, 1032 nt
Organism: Lepisosteus oculatus (spotted gar)
Lineage: Eukaryota; Metazoa; Chordata; Actinopteri; Semionotiformes; Lepisosteidae
Product: galanin receptor 2a-like
Biological process (GO): G protein-coupled receptor signaling pathway
Cellular component (GO): plasma membrane
Molecular function (GO): G protein-coupled receptor activity
Source: RefSeq, a predicted model, not a curated record
AUGGAGAAUGUCACAUUCACCCCCGGGCUGCUCCAGACUCUGCAGGUAUCGAACAGCACGCCCGGCCCCAGCUUGACCAGAUCCUAUGUGGUCGUGAGUCAGGUGGUGAGGGCCACUUGGUACGUUGUCAUUUUCGUGCUGGGGGUGGCCAGCAACCUGCUGCUCCUGCUGGCUCUGCUGCACAGCCUGCGCGAGGGAGGCGCCAGCCCCCUGCACAGCAUGACCAGCUUGCUCAUCCUCAACAGCGUCCUGGCCGACACCAUCUUUGUGCUCUACAACGUGCCUCUCAGCUUUGCCCAGAGCAUCUGGUGGGACCCGCGGUUCAUUACGGCCGCCUGCAUCUCCAGCCAACCCGUCACCAGCCUGGUGAUCUUUGUCAGCUUCUACAGCAUGGUGGCCAACUGCGUGUUCCGCUUCUUGGGCGUGGCGCACCCCACGAGCUCCCGGGGGCUCCGCAGGUGGCACAUGGGCCUCAGUUUAGGGGUCGUCUGGCUGGCCAGCAUCCUGACCUCCCUGCCUGUGUGCUUCUAUAUCCGCGUGGCGGAUGUGAACGGGACGAUAAGCUGCGUGCAGGUCAUGACCAAGGCUCAGGCCAUUCUCUACACCAUUCUCCUGGGAGCUGUGGCUUUCUGCCCCGCUGUCCUGCUCAUGGUGGCCCUGUACAGCAAGAUGAUCCACAUCCUCUGGAGCCGGAAGGGCGGGGGUGGAAACGUGCGGCAGAACAAGAGGGCCACGGUGAUGAUCCUCACCGCGCUGCUGGCCUUCAUCGUCAUGUGGAUCCCCUUCUGGGUGCUCAUUUUCGUGGUGGCGGCGGCCCAAGAGCUGCAGAGCUCCCCCACCCUGAUCUUCGCCUUGGGGGUGCUCGCGCUGCUGGCUUCCUCCAACUGCUUCGUUAACCCCCUCAUCUACCUCAUCCUGUCUCCGCACUACAGGAGGAGGCUGGCGCGCAUGUUCGGCUGCGGGCGGCUCGCAGACAGACUGGGCGCCACCACGCAGCUGGAGACAAACCCCGACACCGGGGCUACCACCUGA